Molecule: messenger RNA, 963 nt
Organism: Moneuplotes crassus
Lineage: Eukaryota; Ciliophora; Spirotrichea; Euplotida; Euplotidae
Source: the annotation of a GenBank genome assembly
UUGGUUAUGAUAUUUGAGUGGGCAACCAUUUUGUUUGUUGGGUAUUUAAUUAUGUUGGCUUAUGCAGGCUAUAAGCAGAAAAGCGGAGAAAUCCCUGAUUUUAAGGGAAGAGUUGUAUUGGUCACUGGUGCAAGUAGCGGCAUUGGCAAGCAACUUGCAAAGGAUCUUAACAAGAAUGGAGCAGAGGUCAUUAUAACUGCUAGAAGAGUUGAACAACUUGAGGAAGUGAAAAAGGAGUGUCAGUUUCCUGAAAAGAUUCAUGUUGUUCAGAUGGAUCUUGCCAAUAUUGAAGAACUUACACAAAUUGCUAAGGAUCUUAACAAUAAAUUCAAAAUUGAUAUGCUUAUCAACAAUGGAGGAAUUAGUAUGAGAGAUGAGUUCAAGAAUCUGAGCCUCAAAAUGGCAAAACAGAUGAUGAAUGUCAAUUAUCUCUCAGUCUGCGCUCUCUCCAGAUAUAUUGGAGAAGGAAUGGUGGCAAGAAAAUCCGGCCACAUUAUCAACAAUGUAUCAAUGGCUGGAUUGUUCCCAGUUCCACUGAGAACUAUCUACUCUGCUUCAAAAUAUGCUGUGAAGUUGUUCAGUAACAGCGCAAGAGCUGAGCUGAGAGAUUCAGGGAUUGUAGUUACAGAUGUUUUCCCAGGAUAUGUUCAAACUAACAUAUCAGCAAAUGCUCUGGUUGGAGAUGGAAGUGCUUUCGGAAAGAUUGAUGAUAAUAUCAGCAAAGGAAUGAAGGUAGAGGAACUUUCAAGAAGAAUCUUGCACUACAGCAGGAAGAAUGAAGAGCAGAACAAGGGGAAGCCUAGUCUUUUCAAGUUUCUUUUUGUUGACUAUAGUCGUCUCGUAGUAGACAAGUUUUAUGUCAAACUUGCUGCCAUCCUUUCUUGCUUAGACGAUGACAUCUACAAGUUCAUCAGCCAGAUCAAAUACAAGUCUCAAAUCAAGGUCAUGAGAAAGGCUCAGUAG